AAAAAAAUUAAAUUUCUACCCUGCCUACCUUACUCAUUCUACCCUGCCUACCUUACUCAUUCUACCCUGCCUACCUUACUCAUUCUACCCUGCCUACCUUACUCAUUCUAUCCCACCUACCUUACUCAUUCUACCCUGCCUACCUUACUCAUUCUACCUUGCCUACCUUACUCAUUCUACCCUGCCUACCUUACUCAUUCUACCCUGCCUACCUUACUCAUUCUACCCUACCUACCUUACUCAUUCUACCCUGCCUACCUUACUCAUUCUACCCUGCCUACCUUACUCAUUCUACCCUGCCUACCUUACUCAUUCUACCCUGCCUACCUUACUCAUUCUACCCUACCUACCUUACUCAUUUUACCCUGCCUACCUUACUAAUUCUACCCUGCCUACCUUACUCAUUCUACCCUACCUACCUUACUCAUUUUACCCUGCCUACCUUACUCAUUCUACCCUGCCUACCUUACUCAUUUUACCUUACCUACCUUACUCAUUCUACCCUGCCUACCUUACUCAUUCUAUCCCACCUACCUUACUCAUUCUACCCUGCCUACCUUACUCAUUCUACCUUACCUUACUUAUUCGACAUAGUCUCCAACUUUUUUUGUGGACAGUGUUAGGCGGUCUGUGUCUGUAACAAAUGGCAGGUAGUGACAUUUUGCAUAUGAUGCCUUGUUAUCAUUAUUAAUUGUAACAUAGAGAACCUGGGGUGCAUUGUGAAAUAUAUAUAUUCAUAAGUCUAUUGUUCUUUAACUUUGAGGUCAGGAUUAUUUAUUUCAUACUUAGAAAUACACCCCUGGUAAAUUAAUGACUUGGUCCAAACAUGUGCCGCUCUGUAACAGUUAGCUUGUACCUUAUUACUGGAGUUUAUGAUACCCUUAGAAAUAAAUAUCACAUUUCAACUUUUCAUAUUUUGUAAAUUAAAACCUAUGCUAUAAAGCCACUAUUUCUUUGUAGCUUUCAUUUUAUUUUAGUACAUUAAAUUAAAUAUACAGUAAAACCUGUGUACAGAGCCUCAACAUUGUGUUCACUGUAAGUAGGUGUUCCCUACAGAGAGGCAAUUUUAUACAGAAGUCAGUGGAGUACAUGAUGAGAAUGGGUGUUCAUGAGACACAAGUGCUCGCUAGAGAGAGGUGUUCUCUAAGAUAUACAUUUG
Molecule: messenger RNA, 1159 nt
Organism: Owenia fusiformis
Lineage: Eukaryota; Metazoa; Annelida; Polychaeta; Sabellida; Oweniidae
Source: the annotation of a GenBank genome assembly